Messenger RNA from Telopea speciosissima, 2113 nucleotides. Its product is annotated as inter alpha-trypsin inhibitor, heavy chain 4-like. NCBI's taxonomy places the organism in Eukaryota, Viridiplantae, Streptophyta, Magnoliopsida, Proteales, Proteaceae. The coding region runs from base 95 to 1897 and encodes 600 amino acids. The record is from RefSeq and is a predicted model, not a curated record. The transcript has 12 exons.
GUGACACCGAGUUGUAGCAUUUGGCUAACAGGGUUCAAUUCUAGGUGUCGAGGUUGAUGUUGCUAGAAAGUCAUAUUCUACCCAAGUGGUUGCCAUGGAUGAAAAGAUUGCUGUGGAAAAACUAGCCAAAGCCAGACAAAAUAGCUUUUUGAAGCCCCAAAUCUUUACAGUGACAAUUCCUGAGAUUGACGGAGGGUCCAAUCUGUCCAUCAAAGUGAGCUGGUCUCAGAAAAUAUUGUAUAGUGAUGGUCAGUUCUCCCUUAAUAUACCAUUUAGCUUUCCAGAAUAUGUCACUCCAACUGGAAAUAUAAUUUCCAAAAUAGAAAAGAUACAGUUGAAUGUGAACUAUGGCACGGAGACAGAAAUUUUAUGCAAGACAACCAGCCAUCCCCUGAAGGAAAAAAGACGCCAAGCAGGAAACUUGGGAUUCUUAUAUGAAGCAGAUGUUCUUACAUGGUCAAGAAUUGACUUUAAUUUUUCGUAUAUGGUUAUGUCUGGUGAAAUAUCUGGUGGUUUGCUCUUGCAAUCUCCUUCUGUACAUGACUCUGAUCAAAGAGAUAUAUUCUGCUUCUAUCUUUUUCCUGGAAAUCACCAGCAUGGAAAGGCUUUCAGAAAGGAAGUGGUAUUUAUUGUCGACAUUAGUGGGAGUAUGAAAGGAGGGGCCCUUGAAAACCUAAAGAAUGGGCUAUGUGCAGCUCUCUCCAAACUCAAUCCAGAAGACUUAUUUAACAUUAUAGCUUUCAAUGGACAGACAUACUUAUUUUCAUCAUUAUUGGAGCUGGCAACCAAGGAAAAAAUUGAAAAGGCCUCUCAAUGGAUGAACUUAAACUUUAUUGCUGUGGGUGGUACAAACAUUUUGCUUCCGCUAAAUCAGGCGAUGGAGAUGUUAUCAAAUACCUGUGAUUCUAUUCCUCUCAUUUUUCUAAUUACUGAUGGGUCAGUUGAAGAUGAAAGACACAUUUGUGAUGUUAUGAAAAAUUAUCUGACAAAUAGAGAAUCAAUGGCUCCACGCAUUUCUACUUUUGGUAUAGGUUCGUAUUGUAAUCAUUAUUUUCUGCAAAUGCUUGCACUUAUCAGUGGGGGUCGCUAUGACGCUGCAUAUGAUGCAGAUUCAAUUGUGUUUCGUAUGCAAAGACUAUUUAGGACAGCAUCGUCUACCAUUCUUGCCAAUAUAACUAUUGACACUUUAGAGCACCUUGAUGCAUUUGAGGUGUACCCUUUCCAUAUUCCAGACCUCUUAUCUGGAAGCCCAUUGGUUGUGUCAGGUAGAUACCAAGGAAAUUUUCCAAACUCUCUGAAAGCUAGAGGUAUGCUGGGAGAUAUGAACAAUUUUGUGAUAGAGUUGAAAGUACAAAAGACAAAGGACAUUCCUCUUGACAAAAUUGUGGCAAAGCAACAAAUUGAUGUACUUACAGCUCAAGCAUGGCUUCUGGAAAGUAAGGUUAUUGAGGAGAAGGUAGCAAAAAUGAGCAUACAAACCAGUGUUCCAUCUGAAUAUACAUGUUUGGUCUUACUUCAGAUUGAUAAUGGGAAACAGGCAUCCAAAUCAUUUGGGAUACAAGAGGACUCGAACAAAGUUGACCUUCAGAGUUCGCUAGAAUCCAAAGGCUGCAAAGUAAUUCUGCUUCAGAGCUUGGGUUUGGGUUUUGGCAACUUGAAUGCAACGGCUGAGAACAUUCCUCCAGGAUCUGUAGAAGGUGACUCUUCUGAACCUGCGGACAUACUAAUCAAGGCAGCUUUAAACUGUUGUGGCAGGCUGGCCGAUUGCUGUUGUUGCAUGUGCCUCAUCAAGGCUUGUUCCAGGAUGAAUGAUCAGUGUGCAGUCACUCUAACACAGCUUUGCGCUGUUUUGUCAUGUUUUGGCUGCAUCUCUUGGUGUUCAGAGCUUUGCUAUUGAGGUGGUGAUGGAUGAUCAAGAGCUUAAAAGAAAACUAUGAUGCAAUAUUGCUUGUGUGUGUAGUCCUGCUAGUUGUUCUUUAAAGGUGACAUGCAAUAUUCUUCUGUUUUAGUAUUCCUAAGCAUGGUUGACAUAAAAAUAUUGAUACCCUCCUUCAUGUCUCUUUGACUGCUUGAUCACGGCUACAUGAGAAGUGUAUGAUGCAGUUUAGUGACA